AUGCAGGAACAUUUAUGCAGUACAGAUGUUCUUAAAUGUUACGAGCUAUUGCUUGAAUUUCCAAGCAUAGCCUGCAGGCACUUUGAGAACACUUAUUCUCUCUCAUCUUACAGCCUAGCAGCCAGAAUGAGUCUGUUGAUAGUUCUUUCCAGGGACAUCAGGUCUGCUUCUUCCAUACCUACUAAACAAUGUGAUUGUUCACUGGAGAGAGAUUAUCACUGUUGCAGCUACUUUCUAUCUGUCUGGUGCUAUAGAUGCUUGAGCAGCAAAGUACAUAGGAAGGAAGGAAAGCAGGGCUUGUGGGUAUUAGGAACCUCAAAUGCAAACUUGGGCCUAUGGCCUCUUCCGUUUGCUUGUAAACUCUUCCCUUUCGACACCAUAAAUCUCUCGAGUCAUUCAUAG
Messenger RNA from Podarcis lilfordi (Lilford's wall lizard), 402 nucleotides. Lineage: Eukaryota; Metazoa; Chordata; Lepidosauria; Squamata; Lacertidae. The record is from the annotation of a GenBank genome assembly.